AUCAAGUGGUGCUGUCAUUUCUCAUCGCAUCAGUGUGUGUGUGUGUGUGUGUGUGUGUGUGUGUGUGUGUGAGAGAGAGAGACACUUUUGAGCUACAGCUGCUAUCAGUCACAUCACAUUUCUGUGCUCCAGUAGUCAUGGGCACACAUGACCUUGAGUGCACCCUGUCUCACGCACUGUCCGUCUCUCUCUCACAGACGCCGGCUCUGUCUGUCUCCUCUGAGCUGUCUCUGGUCCUCCUUGACCCGGUGUGAGGUUGAGUCCAUUUACUGCAUGUCACCAUCAGUCGGCGUCUUGGCUUAAAAAUGGAGCAGUCCGACCAUGAGCUGAGGGGUCGGCACUGACGGUCUGUCAGUCAGAUGGUUCUCAGGAGAGUCUUUUGUUUUGAAUAGGGGGAAAAUCUGAGCCGCGGAGAAGAGAUUCCCAGCCCGAUCAAUUCCCUCUAACUACACUAUUGAUUAGCUGCAGUAACAUUUUUCAUUUAUUAAUUAUGAGGAAUAUGUACUUGGAAGUGUCUCUCUCUCUCCUGAUAGGGUCAUCAGCCAUGAGCUGAUAUCAUUUGGUGCUUGUAUGAAUGUGUUAUAGACAUAUUGUCGUCAUUAAGGACACACUGACACGUCUUUGUCUCUGAAAUAUGACACUGCACCUUCUAUACUUCUCUUUCUGACAAGGGAGGAUUUAUUUUUAGGUUUCAGAUGAUUAAAUGCUUCUUCUAAUGGUGUUUCAGCGGCAGAACAUAUAGUACAAAGGAAGAAUACAGCUGUGAGUGUGAAAAUCACAUAUCAUUCCCAAGGAAGAUAAACUCCCUCUAACCGGAGAACGACGGCUCGCCUUUGACCAACAGAUCUCACGCUUGAAAGAUAUAAAACCUCACAAAGUGGCUCACACUCAUCAUGACUCACCUCUCCUGCCUCCCUCGGCAAGACAGAAAUUACCCUGAAACUGAUUCUGCGAUCAAUAACAACAUACCCACCAAUCAAGCGGGCCGACCCGGGGUUGAGAGCCAAUCACCAGCUCAAAACGCCUCUUGUUUCAAGAGUCCGAGGAAACGGAAACAACAAACAGGACGUUUACAGAUCGGCAGAGAGCUCAACACGAGAACUUUCCAGAUCGGCACAGGCGAUCAGCUCAACUAAGGACAAUUUCUUAGACCAACAGAGAUGAUCCAUUGCUUUGGCUGACAUCAGCAAGAAAACAGCAAUCAGAUAACUGAGGUCUGGAAUGCUGGAUUUCAGAUGGAGUCGUUCUCAACAGAAGACGUUUGUACCGUGCGGAUCGAGUCUCCUUUAAAUAUCGCCUGCUGUUUAACGCAUGAGACGGGAUGUGAGACGGGAUGUGAGCGGGGAUGUUUACAGCUAAGACAGAGAUCCGGCAUGGAAGCGGCCGGUGCUGAUGAGACACGCCGCGGAUCCCGGAUCUUCAUCAUCACCAUCAUCAUCUCCGGCGGUUGUAGCAUCUGAAGCGAUGCAGCUCACGUUCAUCAUGUUCGUUCUCCGUGUGUGAAUCGCUGAGAUGGUUCGGGUCGUCAGUGUUCUGGGUCUGGUGAUGUUCAGCGUCGCUUUGCUCAUUUUGUCAUUGAUCAGUUACGUGUCCAUCAAGAAAGACUUCAUCUUCACCUCCCCGAAGUACGCCAACGCCGGCGGUCCGCGGAUGUACAUGUUUCACGCGGGGUUUCGGUCCCAACUGGCAAUGAAGUUUCUGGAUCCUGCGUUCACGUCCCUGAAUAACGCCCUCAACGAGAACAUACAGGAGUCCAGCAACUGGAGGUUUAACAAGAGCGCUUAUUUAGAGCAAAGUAAAGAGAUCGCCCAGUACAUCGACGUCCCGCACAACUUCACCCUGACCAAGAGCAGCGUUCGCGUGGGUCAGUUAAUGCACUACGACUACUCCAGUCACAAAUACGUCUUCUCCAUUGGUGAGAACCUCAGGUCUUUGCUUCCGGACUCUUCUCCCGUCCUCAACAAGCGCUACAACACCUGCGCCGUAGUAGGCAACAGCGGGAUCCUGACCGGCAGCCGCUGCGGCCCUGAAAUCGACAAGUAUGACUUUGUCUUCCGCUGCAACUUCGCGCCCACCGAGGUCUUCCGUAGAGACGUGGGCCGCCGGACCAACCUCACCACCUUCAACCCCAGUAUUCUAGAGAAAUACUACAACAACCUGCUGACCAUCCAGGACAGAAACAAUUUCUUCUUGAGUCUGAAGAAGCUGGACGGCGCGAUCCUGUGGAUCCCCGCCUUUUUCUUCCACACGUCUGCCACUGUCACACGCACACUCGUAGAUUUCUUCGUAGAGCACAAGGGGCAGCUGAAAGUACAGUUAGCCUGGCCGGGAAACAUUAUGCAGUAUGUGAACAGGUACUGGAAAACGAAGCAGCUGUCUCCGAAGCGGCUGAGCACGGGGAUCCUCAUGUUCACGCUGGCCUCGUCCCUGUGUGAUCAGAUCCACCUGUACGGAUUCUGGCCCUUCGGCUGGGAUCCCAACACGGGGAAGGAGCUGCCGUACCAUUACUACGACAAGAAGGGCACCAAGUUCACCACCAAGUGGCAGGAGUCGCACCAGCUGCCCACCGAGUUCAAACUGCUCUUCAAGAUGCACGCAGACGGCGUCCUGAAACUCAGCCUCUCCCACUGCGCCUAGAGGCCAGAGGUCAGGGUCAAAGGGUCAGCGGUCAGGACUCAGGGUCGUUUGGUUUGGCUAAAGGACGUUUGUGGUGAUUCAGGGUUGCAACUAUUGACAUCAAGCUCAGUCACUAAUGAUCAGUGUUAGUAAUGAUGAGGAAAGUUGGUACACUUUACAAUAUUUGUUAACAUGCGUUAGCUAACAACGAGCAAUAUAUUUUUUACAGCAUUUAUUAUGUUUGCUUGACACUUUUCUAAUCCGACUAAUGAUUUUCAUUAAACAGGUGAUCAAAACUACGAAAAGUCCCACAGACUUCCAUUGAGUAUGAAGUCAAGACUUUUGUAGAACAAUACUUAAACAGUAUUUAAGCUAUCGCUAGCAAAGCUAAAGGACUAUCCUAGGACAACAUUUUAAAACAUGCUAGUAACAUGCUAAUCAUGCUAGCAACAUGCUAAAUCAUGCUAGAAACAUGCUAGGAAUGUGCCGAUUCAAGUUAGCAAUGUAUUAAAUUGUUUUAUUAAACAUGUUAAAUCAUGUCAGCAAACAUUCUAAAUCGUGCUAGUCUAGUAACAUGCUAGCAAUGUGCUAAAUCAUGCUAGAAACAUGCUAGCAAUGUGCCAAUUCAAGUUAGUAAUGUAUUGUUUUGUUAAACAUGUUAAUUCAUGCCAGCAAACAUUCUAAAUCAUGCUAGUAACAUGCUAACCUCAUGUUAAAUCAUUUUAGCAACAUACUAGUAACAUGCUAAUUAUGCUAACAACAUGAUAGCAGUGUGUUAAAUCAUGCUAGCACUAAGAUAGUAACAUGCUAAUCACACUAGCAACAUGCUAAUUCAUGCUAGCAAUGUGUUAAUCAUGUUAGCAAUAGGCUAGCAACAUGCUAAACAUGCUAGCAAUGUGUUAAAUCAUGCUAGAAACAUGCUAGCAAUGUGCCAAUUCAAGUUAGUAAUGUAUUGUUUUGUUAAACAUGUUAAUUCAUGCCAGCAAACAUUCUAAAUCAUGCUAACAACAUGCUAGCAGUGUGUUAAAUCAUGCUAACACUAAGAUAGUAACAUGCUAAUCACACUAGCAACAUGCUAAUUCAUGUUAGUAAUGUGUUAAUCAUGUUAGCAAUAGGCUAGCAACAUGUUAAACAUGCUAGCAACAUGCUAAAUCAUGCUAGAAACAUGCUAGGAAUGUGCCAAUUCAAGUUAGCAAUAUAUUAAAUUGUUUUAUUAAACAUGUUAAAUCAUGUCAGCAAACAUUCUAAAUCAUGCUAGAAAAAAUGCUAGCAAUGUGCCAAUUCAAGUUAGCAAUGUAUUAAAUUGUUUUAUUAAACAUGUUAAAUCAUGUCAGCAAACAUUCUAAAUCAUGCUAGUAACAUGCUAACCUCAUGUUAAAUCAUGUUAGCAACAUACUAGUAACACGCUAAUCAUGCUAGCAACAUGCUAGCAAUAUGUUAAAUCAUGCUAGUACUAAGACAGCAACAUGCUAAUCAUGCUAGAAACAUGUUAACAACGUGAUGUAAUCAUGUUAUCUACAUGUUAAAACAUGUUAGCAACAUGUAACAGGGCUUUCUCAAGCCAACAUCAAAGUUUGUCAUCAAACUUUACUCAUCUAGUUAACCAUUAAUCUUAGUUAAUAAAAAAGAUCAUAUUUAUGUUAGUCCACAGUACAUUAAUUAAUGUUAACAGACAUUAAUAUAUAUAUAGAUAUAUUAAAACAUGUUACUAACAUGCUAAUCAUGCUAGCAACAUGUUAAUCAUGUUAGCAAUAGGCUAUCAAACAUGCUAAAACAUGCUAACAAUGUGUUAAAUUAUGUUAGCAAUGUGCUAUAUUGUACUAGAAACUUGUUAGCAAUGUGCUAAUUUAUGCUAGCAGUGUGCCAAUUCAAGUUAGCAGUGUAUUAAAUCAUGUUAGCAGGAUGUUAAAUCAUGUCAGCAAACAUUCUAAAUCAUGUUAGCAACAAACUAACCUCAUGUUAAAUCAUACUAGCAACAUGCUAAUCAUGCUAACAACAUGCUAAUGAUGUUAACAACAUGUUAAUCAUGCUAGCAGUGUGUUAAAUCAUGUUAGCAAUAUGACAGCAACAUGCUAUUAAUGCUAGAAACAUGUUAGCAAUGUGCUAGCAACAUGUUAAUCAUGUUAACAACAUGCUAAAACAUGUUAGCAGUGUGUUAAAACAUGCUAACAUCACGUUAAAACAUGCUAGCAACAUUCCAAAUCAUGUUAGCAACAUGCCAGCAACAUGUAACAUGCUAGUCAAAGUUAUUUAAACUUUCAGACCUGGCUUUCUCAAGCCAACAUCAAAGUUUGUCAUCAAACUUUACUCGCCUAGUAAACCAUCAAUGUUAGUUAAUAAAAAUUAUCAUAUUUAUGUUAGUUCACGGUGCAUUAAUUAAUGUUAACAGACACAACUUUUGAUUUUAAUAAUGUAUUAGUACAUUUUGAAAGUAACAUUAACUAAGAUUAAUAAUAAAUGCAGCAGAAGUAUUGUCCAUAGUUAGUUCAUGUUAACUAAUGUUAACCAUUGGAGCCUUAUUGUAAAGUGUUACCGAAAAGUUCUAUCUGCUCAAAGCUUUUAUUAAUUACAUUUAUCAAAAAGCAUCAUGUUACAAUAUAACCACAAUAUAAUGCACAUAUUACUAAAUAUAAUGCACAUCAAAGAAAUGCUUUCGUUUAAUAUCCCUACAAAGGUUUUCUUUGAGUAUAUAUAUCUACAGAGCAGAAGAUGAGCCGAACUCAAGUACGUCACCACCUAGCAACCAACAACAACACCCUAGCAACCGCUUAGUAACACCCUGGCAACGACCCACAAUGGCUACUUUUGCAGGGGCAAACACCACUCAGAUUUUCUUCAGAGGAAUCUAGUUUUGUAUAUAGUCACAGAGGACAAAAGUAUGGAAGCUGAUUUCCGCAAUGGAAUAAAAUAAAAGUCAGAAUUGCGAGAUAAUUACUGUUUUUUUUAUUCCGUUGUGGAAACAAGCUUCCAUAAAAUCAAAACACUAUGCGUAUUUUCUGCAUGCCAGGUUAAGGCUGGUCUACUAGGUUAUGUUUCUGAAUUAUUAUAUAGACAAAUUAAAGUCUAAUCGAAGUAUUUUAAUUGGACACAACCUGUGUCAAUCAAUCAGAUUGCUCCAGUGGGCGGGGCAUUCUCAGCGGAGGCUCUGAUUGGCUCGUGAGCUGUCAGAGUUCUGCAGAAAUAUCAAUGUUUACUUUCCAUAUAAUUCAAAGAUAUAUAGGUUAUGAAUGAUGUCAUUUUAUUUGUGAUUGAUUCUGUGUUUAUGAAUGUGUACGUGUUAUUAACACAAUUAUUAUUAGUGUGUGAGUGUGUGUGUGUUGAAGUCAUAAUGUGCAUGUGGAAACCCAGGUCAGUUUGAUGUGUCGUGUCUUCUUUAACAUUUAUUCCUUUUUUUAAAUAGUCAUUAUAUAGAUGAUAAUAUAUAAACACUACAUAUGUAUUGAUUAUGCUACAUUUUCUGUAAGACGUCAUAAAGCUGAAGCGAAAGCAGAGACACAGAUUGUAACCUGAACAAAAAACAUCUUCUGUUUUCAUAUGAAACUUCAUUGAUUGCCAUCAAUGAAGCUUCCACCAGUUUAUAAUCAUUAUUUGUAUGAUUCAUUUAAUGGUGUUUUAUUGCAUUGCAGUUAUCCAGCAUAAAUUAUACUUUAUAUUGGUCGAAUAUGUCGGUUAUUUAGUCUGACGGUGAUCAGUCCAUCAACCAGGACAUGCAAAUUUGUUUUUGCAUGACCAAGCGGAUUAACAAACAAAUUGAUUGGCUGAGAUGAUUAACAGACGACGUGAUUGGCUGAGACAGUGGAUACGUUCCAAUCCCUGAUCAUAUUACUGAAGAUCCAUUUGCAAAACGCUGAGCGUCUAAAAAGUUCCGCCGGACCUGGUUGUCAGUUUGAUUAAUCUGUCCUGCUUAUUUGUCUGUUUAACACUGACAGAAAUGUUCUCGAGUCAUUUCUUUUUCAUGUAUGCAUAUACUGUAUAAACAUGUCAAAUCAACAUUGACCAAAGAACUUUCCUCGCAAAAGUCUGUCAGCUGACAUCUGAAAGUCUUGAGAACGUCUCAUUUCUUUUUCCAGUGUAAGUUUUAGUUUUGUUUGUGAAAUUUAUUUAAAAAACAUGCAAAAGCAAAACAUUUGCCGCUUCCAUAAUACAAAAGUGUUCACAUCCAAACUUAAUUGUGAUAUUACUGUUUACACGAAUAUUACAAUGUGUUUUGAUAUCUUGGGUUGUUUUUCUGAUCCAGAAUCUAAAAGGUGAGAACCUGCCAUUGUUUACUGUACACUACUGUUCAGAAGUUUGGGGUCAGUAAGAUUUAAAAAAAAUAAUAAUAAUAAUACUUUUAUUCAUCAAGGACGCAUUAAAUUUGAUCAAAAGUGACAGUAAUGACAUUGAUAAUGUUAUUUCAAAUAAAUGCUGAACUCUCUAUUUAUCAAAGAAUCCUGAAAAAUAAAAUGUAUGACGGUUUCCACAAAAAUAUGACUGUUUUAAACAUUGAUAAUAGUCAGAAAUGUUUCUUGAGCAGCAAAUCAUCAUAUCAGAAUGAUUUCUGAAGGAUCAUGUGACACUGAAGACUGGAGUAAUGAUGCUGAAAAUUCAGCUUUAAUCACUGGAUAUAAAUUACACCUUACUAUAUAUUCACAUAGAAAACAGAUAUUUUAAAUUGUAAUAAUAUUUCACUAUUUUUACUGUAGUUUUGAUCAAAUAAAUGCAGAAUUGGUGAGCAGAAUAGACUUCUAAUUCAGGAAUAAAUUGCAUUUUAAAAUAUAUUCAAAUAGAAUACAGUUAUUUUUGUAAAAAUAUUAUUGUUUUGCUGUAUUUUUGUUCAAAUAAAUGCAGCCUAUAUGAGAAAGAGAGAGUAACAAUAUCAGAAAAACAACCUGCUGCUGUGUUUAUUUCUUCAUUGGUGAUUUCUUCAUGUAUAGUUUUAGAAAGCCUGUUUUAGACACUUAAACUUCGCUGGGAAUCUUUUCUUCACCCUUUCCUUCUGUACACAGAUGUUAUCUGUUGUGCGGCUGUACAUCAUUCCUCUCAGUGAGAUUCUUUUCAGACGAACCGAGACUCCAGAGAAUCAUUCUGGACUCCUUUUGAAUGUUUAAUGCAGUUUGUUAUUUUGAUAAUACCGACUUCUUUUGAUUGUACCUGUCUUUGUUUCCAUGUUCUGAAUGUGUUUCGAUUGUAAGAUGCUCCACUGAAUUUCUGAUGUGCUCCUGGCACCAGAUCUUUACUUUCACAAGUAUCAUUUAAGAGAAAUUUAAAGUGCUCCUAUUAUGCUAUUUUAAAGGUUCACAUGUUAAAAACACUUUAAUUUCUCAUAAUAUCCACUGCAGCAUCAGCUCUUUUUUCUCAGUGUCUGAAACGGUUCGAUCAAGGAUUCGGUCUCUCUAAACUCCUUCUUUCUGAGAGCUGCUCUGCUCUGAUUGGUCAGACGGCCCAGUCUGUUGUGAUUGGUCAGAAACCAAACGCUCAUUAUCAUAUCUCAAUCUCAGCUCUUGAUUCACAGUGAUACGAACAGUAACGAUGGCGUCGGUUUUACCGUAUCAAUCUCAUCGAAGUGGAAAACAGACAUGAACAACACGAUCCAAACUCUUCCAGUCUCAGAUACAACUACAGUGUUUGAGGGCGGGGCAAAGAGACGCUGUUCAGCCAAUGAAGACCAUAGGCUGGAAUUAUGCA
Ctenopharyngodon idella (grass carp) is the source of this 8283-nucleotide messenger RNA. It is a transcript of the gene st8sia3, whose product is annotated as ST8 alpha-N-acetyl-neuraminide alpha-2,8-sialyltransferase 3. The transcript has 10 exons. The record is from RefSeq and is a predicted model, not a curated record. Bases 1513 to 2637 code for a protein of 374 amino acids. Gene Ontology annotation, molecular function: alpha-N-acetylneuraminate alpha-2,8-sialyltransferase activity. Lineage: Eukaryota; Metazoa; Chordata; Actinopteri; Cypriniformes; Xenocyprididae. Gene Ontology annotation, biological process: N-glycan processing; oligosaccharide metabolic process.